AGGGGGUUUUAGUCACAGCAAGCACUUCAAGCUCCAGUCUUUUGUUCAUCAAAGCAUCCAAGCUAAUCAUUUCGUCCCCAACGGCGGUUUUCCAUCACCGUCAGGCAAAACCCUAGCACAGUUUUCCCUCUUCAAUUCCGGGGUUUGUAAAUUAUGGAGGAUUUCGACGAUGAUUUCGGGGAUUUGUAUGCAGGCGUUGAAGCGCAGGCCAAUUUGGCCAUCAAUGGCGUAGCAGACUUCGCUCUCUUUUACACAGAAGAUGUAAGUGAUGAUAAUGGAAAGGCGAAAAACGCUAGUCCUGGCUCCGAUUCGAAGAAACCCGAUUCUGUCUGCGAGGAGUUGGGUGAGAAAGUUUCGGCUUUGGAGGAGGAUGAGGACUUCAAUGAAAGUGAUAGCGAGGAUGACCUGAAAAUAGUGCUGAAUGAUGAGGACUGUGAGGGCAAAGUGUUUCCAAAUGGCGGCCGAGGGCGAGUGAAGAAUGAUGAGCAUGAGGAUGAGGGUGAUGAUGGUUUUCCGCCUACGAAAGAGUAUAAGUACCAUGAUAAUAGUAUGUGCUAUCAACACAAGGGGUCGAGCUCUCAGAUUAGUUGUAUUCGUGAUCCCCCUAAUCAAAUGGUGGCUCAAAAUAGAUAUGGUUUCAGACUUCCUUGGUAUAGGACAAUACUUGAUGUAAACAUUGAAUCAUUUGAGGAGAAGCCAUGGAAGUAUCCUGGAGUUGAUGUAACAGAUUAUUUCAAUUUUGGUUUGAACGAGGACUGUUGGAAACAGUACUGCAUCUCCCUGGAACAACUAUGGUUAACAUCUAUGCAGUUUGGGAUCCCUGUCUCAAAAGCGUCAAAAUUUUAUCAGGCAAAAGAAGCUGGAUCUGCGUAUGAGAAAUUCUCCCAGGAAACUAUUUAUAAAGAAACGAACAAUGCUGGACCAACGAAGUUUGCUCCGCCUCUAUCUAGAGAUUCUGAUUCCAGUUUCAGAGAGUUGGAACUACCAAAAGGAAGAGCAAUUCAGGUUGAAGAUAGUAUGGUUGAACGCCAACCAUCUUUUCAUAGUAGGCAUCCACGUAGUUUGGAUUCUGAUGUUGUGAUACAGAUUGCGGUGCAGGAUGGCACUGAGGAAACCUCAAACUCUGGUGAGGAACAGGGCCAUACAAAUCUUACUGCACAUGAGGCAUCUGAUAAUGGAGAAUUAAAUGCAAAUGGCAACCGAAUUAUUCCUGCCGAAGAAGAUGAUUUAUUGGUAGGAACUCCAGAAGGGAACACAAGAAGAUCAGACAGGUGUUCCCCGAGGAUCAGUGCCACUUGUCCAAUGACAAUAGAUUCUGAUCAAAGAAAUAACCAGGUCGUUGAUCUGGAUGGGUAUGACCAAAUUCAGGGGAAUGCUGUCUCAUUGGAGACUACUGAAAUUGCAAAUAAAACAAAGGACAGUGUUGGCAAGGAUUCUUUGUAUGCCGAUCAAUACCUGAUGGAAGCACAAUUAUCAUUUGGUGAUGACGAUCAACUUAGCCCCACUUCAUCCUGUUUUGGAAGUGAUUCUGAAGCAUCAAAGAAUGGUGUUCGUUUUGAUCCAGAAGAUAUUCAUACUCCUGUCACAUCAUCUUUUGGGAACUCGAAAAGCAAUGGCAUCAAGAGAACAAUAGUUGAUAUAAAAAAAUAUUCCAUACGUAAAAGUCAUGCUCGAAAGGAGAAUAAGCAUCAGAAAAGGAGGCUUCACAGUGUUGUUGAACCAAAGAUUCACAUUAAAGAUGAUGAUGAUGAUGCGUCCCUCACCUCGGAAAUGGAGGAUCUUUAUGACAGGGAUAGCUCAUUGAAUUAUAGCAGACAGAAGAAAAUUCUGCGAGAUUUUGGCUAUAGUGAUAGAGAAGAUAUUUCAGAUUAUAAAGAAUCUAGGAGAUAUGCCGACAACCAUGUUCAUACCGCUAAAACAAAUUAUGUGGGUAGAAAAGGUAAUCACAAGAUCCAAGACAAGCUAGAUCCAUAUUUCAGAAAAAACUGGAAUGAAACAGAGUAUUUUUGUGAAGAUAGGGAUAGAGAUUGGCAUCGUUUUGGAAGAACACGAUUCACUAAGGAGAGGAGUCCUCUCUCUAGCAGGGAGUCCAGGGGGUGGCAUUCCAGUUAUUCCCCACACACUGUUGAAGAAAGGGAUGCUCAAUUUAGAAGGAAUGCCAAGAAACUGCAGUUUCAGAAAAUACCCAUCCAUGGUGGUGGCUGUUUCGGUUAUAAACGUGAAGAUGACUUUGUGGGAGAAAAAUUUAGGAAAUGUGCUUCAUUCACUGAUCGAAGAAUGAAUAAUUUGGAUGAAUUUGAUGAAGGGCAGUUUCCUCGGCUCAGGAGAGAAUUACAACACUCCGGGGGAAGGGGUGGAUAUGUUGACAGUCCCAAAUGUAAUUGGGAUGAUUCAUGUUCUGAGAAAAUUGAAGAUGAAUAUUGCAGACAUGGAGAGAAUCAGUAUUUGUUCGAUCAGUCUUACAAAGAAUCAUACGCAGGUGAUGAAGGAAGGUGGAUUGAUUCCCUAUCACCAAGAAUUGAUGUUUCUCGCACAAAAGCAACUGAUGAAAGAUAUUGGAGAAAUGCUAGAGAAACAUACUCUGCUGAAUUCAAAGAGAGUAAUUGGUUUGAUAAUCGUUAUAAUGCUGAUGAAAUUGAUGACAUCAUUUAUCCGAGUGAUCAAUUUAAGUGGAGAAGAUCUAACUGGCGAUCUGAAGUCCUACACUGGACUGAGGAUCAGUUAACUGUCAGGUGCCGUGGUGAUAAAUUGUAUUCUGAGAAGUCAUCCCUUUCAUAUCAGAAAUAUGUAAGACAUGACAAAUUUCAUGCUAAAUAUGGUUCCUACAAUGAUGCAAUGCAUGUUAUGCUACCAGAGCAGGAUAGAUUAGAAUUGAGGAGAAAAGGAAGUAGUGCUAACUGUAUUAAUAGUAGUUCUAAGAUGUAUAUCGGUAAGCAUGAGCGGACGGCCCUGAGGUGCAGAGGUUCAAUUGACUUGGUUGUUGGGGAAGGAAAGGUACGGUUGGGGGAACCCAAGUCCUCUGUAAGAAGCCACAAACGUGGAACUUUGAUUCGCAAUGGUAUGCUGGAAAAUAUGGAUGGUGGUGAGCAGACAACCUUAGCGGAUUGUAGUCAAUAUGAGAAGGUAAGGGCAGUCCAAUUUAACACCCGAAAAGUUGGACGCAACCAAAGAAAUACAAAAGGGCUCGAUAAGUUUCCAGUUAUAGCUGAAAAUGGUGAGUUGGAUGCUGAAGCGGGCCAGACUCUAACAGAAGACCUCAAGACAGCUCAUCCCUUACAGAGAAAACAUGCUUCUGAGUAUUCAUCAGCAGCUCAGAAUGUGAAUAGGCGAAGAGUCUGUGGAGAAAUUGGUUCCAGUGGGGACAAGGUUGCAGAAGGAUACGACAACCAAAGGAUUCUUGCGACAAAGGAAAAAAUGGAGAAACGUGGGGAGCGCUUUAAGGAGCCAAUCACCCUGAAAAAAGAGCCAGACAAGUUGUCCAAGCCUGAGAUUGAUCUUCUAGUUGAAACAGCUGAAGCACGGUUGCAUAGGCCAAGCCGAAAGAGGCGGUGGGGCGGUUAGAGGCCGUUUAGGAGACUUGUGGUUGAAGUCUUCGACAGGAUGACUUGUGCUAUUUGAAGCAGGUCAAUAAAAUAUAAAACACAACUCAGCAAUCAAGAUGAAGAAUCAGGUUAGAAAUUUAAUUUGCCUUCCUCUUUCAUUGAAAUUGGAGGAAAGAUUUGAUAUCUAAAUGUACUGACAUUUUCCCUACCUGUAAAAAGGUUCAUUGGUAUAAUAAUAAUAAUCUCCCAUGGUGAUUCA
This is a messenger RNA of Pyrus x bretschneideri (Chinese white pear), 3801 nucleotides long. RefSeq lists its product as uncharacterized. The transcript is spliced from 9 exons. The record is from RefSeq and is a predicted model, not a curated record. NCBI's taxonomy places the organism in Eukaryota, Viridiplantae, Streptophyta, Magnoliopsida, Rosales, Rosaceae. The coding region runs from base 154 to 3561 and encodes 1135 amino acids. Gene Ontology annotation, biological process: mRNA processing.